This is a messenger RNA of Lasiodiplodia theobromae, 825 nucleotides long. Its product is annotated as BTB/POZ domain containing protein. The coding region runs from base 1 to 825 and encodes 274 amino acids. NCBI's taxonomy places the organism in Eukaryota, Fungi, Ascomycota, Dothideomycetes, Botryosphaeriales, Botryosphaeriaceae. The record is from RefSeq and is a predicted model, not a curated record. Gene Ontology annotation, molecular function: protein binding. The transcript is spliced from 5 exons.
AUGGAUGCGAACGCAGAAAGGGCAUUUGUCAACCAAUGCCGCUCUGGGUUCCUGGAGCGCAUAGCGCAUGGCGGCACCGAGCUGUUUUGCCAUCGCAAUAUCGUGUGCGGCCAAUGCGACUUCUUUGAGAACGCGCUUAAGCCUGGAAGGUUUAAGGAGAGCUUCACUGGGAUAGUCGAGCUACAGGCCGAUCCACCGCGGGCCAUCGAGGCCCUGAUGGAGUUCCUAUACAAACUGGAUUACUCGACGCCUCCAGAGCUCGCUCAUGCAGAUCAAGCUCUCUUUCAUCUGGAUGUCUACAACGCCGCGGAUUUCUGUCAAGUCCUUGAACUUCGGACAUGGGCAGACCAGAAGCUCCACCGGGUAAUUAAGAGCCAAUGGACGGAGAUCAUCCCGGUUAUCCCGGAGCUGGCGAGCGUUCUACGCAGGCGCCAUGAGGAAGACUCGUCCGGGCAACCGGACAGUCUGAAAGCUUUGUCCUUCUAUUGCGUUAAAAGGUCGUUCACACUCCUCGAUGAUGAUAUCUGGACCGGACUACACAGGGAGGCGCCCGGGUUUAUGGCAUUCAUGGCGGGCUUCUUUGAGCUUCUGUGGAAGUCCAAACGACACCUCUUACUCGCUGGACAAUGGCUUGAUCGCCUCGGUGGUGAGCACGCAGUUGUAAGAGACGAGCUCUUCCGUUGCAAGGCCGGCGAGCGGUGCAAUUUCAAAGCGGCGGGAAACGGCAUGUGGAAGCAGCAGCAGAGGAAGCUUGACGGCGGGCCGGCAGGUAUGGGUAGAAAACCUAUCUGCGAACACGGUUUCAAAUCUGAGGUAGAACAAUGA